UUUCACCGACAAAUAGCACAAUACAAUAUAGCUCAAUUGACUUGACUAGUUUCAACAAUGGUAGCCAUACUAGUUGCACUUGCCCUUUUCAUUCCCUUUAGUUCUUCAGUGAAUGCACUGAGCUUGAACUACUAUGACAAAACAUGCCCACGUCUUGAGUCCACUAUUACCAGUGCUGUCAAAAAUGCCAUGAUAAAUGACAAAACAGUUCCAGCAGCGCUGCUUCGGAUGCACUUUCACGACUGCUUCAUAAAAGGUUGUGAUGCUUCUUUGCUGCUGGCAUCAAAGGGAAAUCAAAAGGCAGAAAGAGACGGGCCUCCUAACAUUUCAUUGCAUGCAUUUUACGUCAUUGACAAUGCAAAGAAAGCGGUGGAAGCAUUGUGCCCCGGCCUCGUCUCUUGUGCUGAUAUCUUGGCUUUGGCUGUUCGUGAUGCUGUUGCUCUGUCUGGAGGUCCCACUUGGCAAGUACCAAAAGGAAGAAAAGAUGGAAGAAUCUCAAGGGCAAUCGACACCAGACAAUUGCCAUCUCCCACUUUCAACAUCUCUCAACUACAGCAAAGCUUCUCCCAAAGAGGUCUUUCCUUGGAAGAUCUUGUAGCUCUCUCAGGGGGUCACACACUUGGAUUCGCUCAUUGCUCAUCUUUCCAGAACAGAAUCCAUAACUUCAAUGCCUCCCUUGACAUAGACCCGUCACUGCAGCCAUCCUUCGCAGCCAGCCUACGAAGCAUAUGUCUGGCGCACAACAAGGCGAAAAAUGCCGGCACCACACUGGAUUCUACCACCGCAACAUUUGACAAUGUAUACUACAAGUCACUUCUUCAAGGGAAGAGUAUAUUUUCUUCGGAUCAAGCUCUACUCACUACCCCAGAGACUAAAGCAUUGGUUUCUAAGUUUGCUAGCUCCCAACAAGAAUUUGAUAAGGCUUUUGUGAAGUCCAUGAUCAAGAUGAGUAGCAUCACUACUAGUACUGGUGGGCAAGAGAUUAGGCUGGAUUGCAAAGUAGUUAGAUGAUUUUAGCAGCGUGGAUUUAAUUAUAAUGUGAUUGAGCCAGUCCAACUUAAAAUUAUUGUCUCUUCCAGUCCAA
Messenger RNA from Quercus lobata, 1084 nucleotides. RefSeq names its product peroxidase 64-like. Gene Ontology annotation, molecular function: heme binding; peroxidase activity. The transcript has 4 exons. Lineage: Eukaryota; Viridiplantae; Streptophyta; Magnoliopsida; Fagales; Fagaceae. The record is from RefSeq and is a predicted model, not a curated record. Bases 58 to 1011 code for a protein of 317 amino acids. Gene Ontology annotation, biological process: hydrogen peroxide catabolic process; response to oxidative stress.